Molecule: messenger RNA, 4403 nt
Organism: Callorhinchus milii (elephant shark)
Lineage: Eukaryota; Metazoa; Chordata; Chondrichthyes; Chimaeriformes; Callorhinchidae
Product: claspin
Exons: 26
Coding region: 191-4276 (1361 amino acids)
Biological process (GO): activation of protein kinase activity; mitotic DNA replication checkpoint signaling; mitotic G2 DNA damage checkpoint signaling
Molecular function (GO): anaphase-promoting complex binding
Source: RefSeq, a predicted model, not a curated record
AGGUGGGACGGCGGCGGCGAAGAAGACUACGGCGGUGACCGGGGUGGGGGGGGCGGGGAGUUUCGAACGAAUGUGGACGGUUUGUCUGUGGGCGCGAGCCGAGCGGCUCUGAGCGCUUGUUCCCGCCAGGGCCAGGGCCAGGGGGGAGGCCGCGGGGCCCCGGGGAGAGGCCGGGCCGAGGGCAGAGGGUAUGUCCGCGUCAGGACCGGAGUCGGAGCCGGAGCCUCGGCCCCUCAGUGAGCUGAUUGUCAGUGGUGAAGAGAAAAUGACUAACGCUGAUACUGACAGGUUGAACCAGGAAACCCACCAGACUUAUGAUUCGGAUGAGGAAAUUUUUGGCAGCAGGAAAGUGAAGGGGAGAAAGCCGCUCGAGAACAGUGAUAGUGAAGGGGAGAACACCCAUGUGAAAAAAGACAAUUACUCUACAUCUGAUGGAGAAAGUGAAGUUGACCAGCGAAACCUCAAUAUUAACACUGUAGAUAAGAGCAAAAAGUUACGUCGCAUUCAGCGACUGAUGUCGGAUAGCGGUGAAAGCGAUGAGGAUGAUCUGCCUAAUCCAAAUGGAGCAAAAUCCAGUCCUAUUGGUAACACAGGCAAGACUGCAGCAGAAUCAAUUCAAUCUGAUUCAGAUUCUUCAGUUAGACCACAAAAUAAUUCAAAAGGACAGGACAACCAAGCAAAAGGAAAGGGCAAAUCCCAGAGAUGGAGGGAAAGAAAUAAAAAUAAAUUGGCUGCACUUGAGAAACUAAAGAAGAAGAAAGAAAAGAAACAAAAAAAGCAGGAGGAGCUUACAACCUCCAAGACCUUAAAUGACAGUGGCUGCCUGUUUGUUGACAAUGACCUGUUUGAGACUGAAAUGGAUCAACUCCCUCAAGUAGGAGGAGAUGAUGAAGAGGAAGAGUCACUGGAAGCCAUAAGAGCAGCAGUCAAAAAGAAAGCAAAGCAAUCCAAGCGUAUGAGCCCAGUUCCAUCUGAUGAAAAUCUCUUUGAUGAUGAUGAUGAUGACAGCAAUGAGAAGACUGUAAAGAAGUGUCAGAAAAAGAUUCGUGUAGAAAGGAAGGCAGCAAAACAGAGUAAAGAGGCAAUGCGCCAGAUUCACAGUGAAACUCAGCGACUAAUGCGAGAGGCGAGUCAUUCUGUGCCAUAUCAUGUACCAGAACCCAAGACCAUUCAUGAUUUCUUCAAGAAACGAUCACGUCCGGUUUGCAAUGGAAAUGCCUUGGCCCUGCUCAAAUCGGUUAAGUAUGAAUCCUACUUGCUGCAGGAAACCUCAGACUCUACUCCAGCUGAGCCCAAAGCAUUGGUUGCUUGUCCUCAGGGUGACAGACAGCUGAGUAAUAACGAUAGAUGUUCUGCAACUGAGCAACCUCAUUCGGACAAUCCAUAUGACAAAGGGGAUGCUUGUCCUGAUCUAUGUACUGAUGAAGGUCAGAUAGAAAAUAAACAAACUGCAGAGACAAUCGAGCAUCUGGGUUUGAGCACAGUUUUGUCGAGCGAAGACAAAGACGGUGAAAUUAAUGAGGAAACAACAAACUCUUUUCAUUUGGAACUGACUGAAGAUUUGGAAACUGAUUCAAGUGAAAAAUUGACAGUUGUCCCUGCUGUGGAUUCUUGUGUAGAAAUACGUGACAAGACUGAGCCUGAUGCUGCAGUGAAGCUUGUCAAUGAUGUCAAUAUUGUCAGCAAUCUAGAGAACUGUAUCAAACCACCUGAAACAUUAGAGGCACCUCCAGUGUCCGAGCAACAGAAGUCCAAGCUGGACAAGUUACGGGAGCUAGGAGUCGACUUGACUCUGAAACCUCGGCUCUGUGCUGAUGCAGGUGCCUUUGUAAACUUGGAGGAGCCCAAAGAGAACAAAGCUUUAGAAGCAUUAAAAGAGCGAUUUCUGAAACAUGCGAUCAAGCCCUGUAAACCGAAACAGGAGCGACGGGUAGAGUUGAGCAUUAUUCGGAAAGAAAUCACCGCUGAUGGGAAAGAGGAGCUGAAAGCUGAUUCGGUAUCAGUGACCCUCGGUACAAAUGAAAUGGAGGAACUCGGUCCAACAAAACCAGGUGAGAAAUUGCAGGUUUUAAAAGCUAAACUCCAGAAAGCUAUGAAGCAGCGCCGUAUGGAAGAGCGUCAGAAACGACAGGAGCUAUACAAGAUUGAUAACGAGCAGGGCUUUGAGGAAGAGGAGGAGGAAGAGGAAGAAGAAAUGACUGAUGAAUCAGAGUCUGACGGAGAGAAUACAGAGACUGUGGAAUUCCUGUUUGGUGACGAAGAGGCUGAAGUGGAAUCGGAUGGUUUAGAGGAAGAAGAUGGUGACAGUAGCUCAGCAUCAAUUGAUAGACCACAAAAUCAGAACUCGGCAAUAAAAAGAGAUUCGACACCAAAGCCUCAAAUGACAGAAUCCUUGCAACUCUUCAAAUCUGACACCACUUCCUGUUCUAAAAUGAGUGAUCAGCAUGCUGGAGACAAGUCAUUGAUGCAACUUCAACACACCCCACCUAAAAGAAAACUUGAUGAAGAUGAUUCGGUCUCUCAGGCCUCCACAACAAAAGAGAACAGUCACAACAGCAGCUUUGAACUGGUGGGUUCAAUGAUUCCUUCAUACCAGCCAAUCAGUAAGCAGCCUGGCAGGUUUGGAGGUGCUAUGAUGGGAGGUUUCAGAUCGCCCUCACCAAGCCUUUUCAAUCCAAAUAGCGUGUUCAAAACCAGCUUCAUCAGUUCAACAUCUAAGAGUUCUGGAAAGUUGUCAGAACCGUCCCUGCCAGUGGAGGAUUCCCAGGACUUGUACAAUGCUUCUCCAGAACUGAAGAACUCGUUGGCUGGAUCCCAAUUCAGGUUCUCUCUCGAGGAUGAAACGCAAAGCCAAUUACUAGACGCAGAUGGGUUUCUGAACGUAGGCCAACGCAGUAACAAGUGGCAGCCAUCAAAGCGGCAGCUGAUGUUGGACAGUAUGGAUGAAAACGCAAUGGAUGCUAACAUGGGCGAGUUGUUAGGCUUGUGCUCAGGACAAUUUAAAUCUCAAAGUUCUGGUGCACCGAAGGAAAAUCACAAAGAACAGGAGGAAAAUCUGGAUGAGUUGCUUGGGCUUUGUUCUGGAAAAUUUGUUUCUCAAGGAGAAUCUUCAUUCUCCAGUUCUUCAGUUGCUGAAAAGCAGCCAAAAACAGUGUCCACUCAAUCAGAUGGGGAUCCAAUGACCGAGGUGCUUGCCCUCUGCUCAGGCUCUUUUCCUACAGACAGAGAAGAUGAGCUGGAGGAGGAGGAAGAUGACCAAUUUCAACUGUUAACUGAUGAUGAAGUUUUUAAGAGUGAGGAUGAGAAAAGCAGUGAUGGAGAGGAAGAUGGCGGUGAGGAGGAAGCGGAGGAGGAAGAUGAUGAAGAGAUACAGAUGGCGCGGGAACUGCGCAUGAAACGCAAGAUGAAACUGAGAGACUUUGUGGAGGAGGAAGCUGCGCUCUCGGGCAGUGAGGCAAGUGCUGAUGAAGAUGAUGCAGGAGACUAUGACGAGUAUGAGGAGGAGGUAAUUGAUGAAGUUCUGCCUUCAGAUGAGGAAUUGCAGCAACAGGUCAACAAGAUUCACAUGAAGGCAGUCCUGGAUGACGAUAAGCGCCAAUUACGUCUGUUUAAGGAGCGUUACCUGGCUGAUGGAGACUUGCACACCGAUGGGCCAGGGCGUACACGAAGGUUUCGUUGGAAAACAAUUGACGACUCUUCACAGGCAGACUUGUUCCCUGGAGAUUCUGAUGAAGAAGAGAAAGAAGAAAUAGAUGAGACAGAAAUGAAAUGGCGAAAGGAGCGUUUUGAACGAGAGCAGUGGCUUCGUGAGCAGUCGAACGCUGCAGAUAGUGAGAAAGAGGAAGAAAUUGAUGAGGACAGUCAGUUCAUGAAAUUGGCCAAAAAGAUUACAGUCAAAGCCUUGCAAAAGAAAGGUGAUCUUGCAGAUGCAGGACAAGAGAAGAACACAGGACCGAUGGUGUGCCAGCCUCUCAAAACCCCCUCUUGCCGUUUGAUGAAAAAUGGAUCCUUGCUGAACCGACCCAAGGAAGUGCUGCGCAAACUUGCAGCCAUAUCAGAGGUCAACCUAAACGCUCCACGCGCCAACUCGCGCAACUUUGUCUUUCACACACUUUCCCCAGAGAAGAAGGCUGAGAAAGUGGAAUCCAGACCAGAGGCUAAAAGGAAAACAGCUGCUGUGGCAAUCGCACCAUUGGCAAAGCGCCCACGGAUUGAGAAGCCCACUACAAAUAGCUCCCAGAUGAGAAGUAGUAUAUUCCGUUAUCUAGAGAAAUGAUUGUAAUUAUACUCUAGCUGCAAUUUGUAUACUGUUUGUGAGAUUGUAAAUUAGCUACGCUGUACAUUUAUGUGAUAUAAAUGCUCUUGUCAAUUUGUUUUAUCUAAUAAAUUACUCAUUUUUGUAA